This is a messenger RNA of Nicotiana tabacum (common tobacco), 1194 nucleotides long. Its product is annotated as peroxidase 5-like. Gene Ontology annotation, biological process: response to oxidative stress; hydrogen peroxide catabolic process. The record is from RefSeq and is a predicted model, not a curated record. Lineage: Eukaryota; Viridiplantae; Streptophyta; Magnoliopsida; Solanales; Solanaceae. Gene Ontology annotation, molecular function: peroxidase activity; heme binding.
GGAAAAAUGAAUUCUUUCAAGGGUUCUAAUUUUGUAAUAUUAGCAGUGCUCUUUUGUUUGAUUCUUUCUCUUUCUGUAUUUGCUGAGGCUUCGUCGAGGAACAAACAUAAGCCCAAAUCAAAAAAAUCAACGUUUGGUGUUGGAUUCUAUAAAAGAUCAUGUCCAGCUUCUGAGGCCAUUAUAAGAAAAGCCGUAUUCAAAGCGGUUCUGAUGAAUCCCGGCACUGCUGCUGGCAUUAUUCGCAUGCAUUUCCAUGACUGCUUUAUCAGGGGUUGUGAUGGUUCGGUGUUGCUUGAUUCGGUGAGAGGAAAGGAAACGGCUGAGAAAGAUAGUCCCAUUAACAACCCAAGCCUUCGAGGGUUUGAGGUUAUUGAUGAAGCAAAAGCAUUGCUGGAAAAAGUAUGUCCGCGCACAGUUUCGUGCGCGGACAUACUUGCCUUUGCUGCAAGAGAUAGCGCCUUGUUCGCGGGAGGCAUAAGCUAUGCUCUUCCAGGAGGACGUCGCGAUGGCCGCAUUUCGCUGAGCUCCGAAGUCAUUCAAAACCUCCCUCCACCUUUCUUCAAUGCCCAACAACUUCAAGACAACUUCAAAAGAAAAGGUUUGUCACUUGAUGAGAUGGUGACUUUGUCAGGGGCUCACUCUAUUGGUCGCACUCAUUGCUCUUCCUUCUCUAAUAGACUUUACGGUUUCAAUGCUACACAUCCUCAAGAUCCUUCCCUUGAUCCUAGAUAUGCUUCAUUCUUGAAAAAUAAGUGCCCUCGACCUAUUAGUGACACCCAAGUUGAUCCAAUUGUUAAUCUUGAUAUUUCAACCCCUAAUCGUCUAGACAACAAGUACUAUCUCAAUUUGAAGAACCAUAAGGGACUGUUGACUUCUGAUCAAACAUUGUUUGAAAGUCCUCUAACUUCUAAGCUGGUUUUUAACAACGUUAAAUAUGGCUCGACAUGGGCACGUAAGUUUGCUGCUGCAAUGGUUCAUAUGGGCUCCAUUGAAGUUCUAACUGGCAACAAGGGAGAGAUCAGAAAGAAUUGCCAUUUCGUCAACUGAUUUUGGCUUUGUUUUUAUUUGAAAUUUCUGUAAGAUUUUUUUGUUCCUUUGAUUCUUCAUCUUAUACUAUUCUGUUGGUUGUCUAAUGUAAUGUAAGAAUACGAAUUGUAUCAUCGAAUAUAUUUAAUAUGCUUACAGAAGAGAAUA